Molecule: messenger RNA, 1744 nt
Organism: Cuscuta epithymum
Lineage: Eukaryota; Viridiplantae; Streptophyta; Magnoliopsida; Solanales; Convolvulaceae
Source: the annotation of a GenBank genome assembly
GACUCCAAGUGUGAUAACAAGUGUAUUGAAUAAUGGUUUCCAUUUCAGAUAUGGUUGCCAGCCAGCCAUGAAGAAUGACCAACACACAUACACCAUCAUCUCCAUCCUUUUUUAUAUUAAAAAAUUAUUAUUCGAAAGAUUUAUUUAUGGAUUCAUUUAUUCCUGUUUUUACUCUCUACCUGUGACCUUCCUUCCUUAUAAUCUUUGGCGUCGUUUUUUGUCAUGAUUUCUUGUUGAAGGCUUUCUCUCUCCUCCAGGUUUGAUUUCAAGUGAUUGGGGGUGAUUCGAACGAUGGCAACCCUGAAGAAGAACAAUUAAGAUUAGUUUUGUUUAUUUCAUUGAAUAAUUGGAAGGAAGUCGAGAUCAAAGUGGAUAUUAUGGGUUAUCUGAAUUCAGUAUUGACUUCGUCUUCUAACAAAAUGGAUGCGGAUGAUGCACCCGUCAGCGGUGGAGGUCUCAGUCAGGAUGGGAAAUUUAGCUAUGGAUACGCAAGCUGCUCAGGAAAAAGGUCAUCAAUGGAGGAUUUCUAUGACACAAGGAUUGAUGGUAUAGAUGGAGAGGUUAUUGGUCUAUUUGGAGUUUUUGAUGGUCAUGGAGGGGCUCGAGCUGCAGAAUACGUUAAGCAAAACCUUUUCAGCAAUUUGAUUAAACAUCCAAAUUUUAUUUCAGAUACCAAAUCAGCAAUAGCUGAUGCAUACAGCCAUACAGAUUCUGAAUUUCUAAAAUCAGAAAACAGUCAGAAUAAAGAUGCUGGUUCAACCGCUUCUACUGCUAUUCUCGUUGGCGACCGUUUAUUGGUUGCUAAUGUUGGGGAUUCAAGAGCUGUUAUCUGCCGUGGUGGGCAUGCCAUCGCUGUUUCCCGGGAUCACAAGCCAGAUCAGAAGGAUGAGCGGCAACGCAUUGAAGAGGCCGGAGGUUUUGUGAUGUGGGCAGGUACCUGGCGAGUUGGAGGUGUACUUGCCGUUUCCCGAGCAUUUGGCGACAGGCUUUUGAAGCAAUAUGUUGUUGCAGAUCCAGAAAUCAAGGAAGAAAGGGUUGACAGUUCACUUGAAUUCCUUAUCCUUGCAAGUGAUGGGCUAUGGGAUGUAGUGACAAAUGAGGAAGCGGUGUCGAUGGUGAAGCCAAUAAAAGAGCCGGAGGAAGGAGCAAAAAGGCUGAUGCAGGAGGCUUAUGAGAGGGGGAGUUCAGAUAACAUCACCAUUGUCAUCGUCCGUUUCCUGGCUAAUGACGAUGAUCAUCAUCCAGUUGCUGUCGUGGAUUCAUCUUCUUCUUCUCACAACAGUAGUAGUGGUGCGUCUCUGGUUAACUAGUUAUAGUAAUACUAAGCAAGUGAUAUGACGUCUUUCUUUCUUUCUUUCUUUCACACAAGCUUUUAAUGUAAUUUGUAAGUAAUACACUUAUAGGAUGAUGGGGGAUAACAUAAACUGAAGAAAGGACUCCACAGUAGAAUGUGUGCGACUACCAGCUUAUAUUACACUGAAACGAGUGAACCUCUACUAUUAUUGUUGUUGUUUUAAUUGUGAUUCUGUGUUUCAUUACUAUUGCUGUUUUUGUUUUUAUUGUUGUUACAUUAUUUUAUUAUUGUUCUCGGGUAUAUCCUAUAAUUUACUCGUUUACAUUAUUUUUUAAUUAUAUCAUUUCGGCAGAAUGCAAAACCUUGCAUUUCGGGUACUUAUGCUACACAUGUUGUUUGUUGACUUUUGAUGAAGAAUCAAUUACACCUCGAGAUAGCUGUUAGAAAUCA